Molecule: messenger RNA, 489 nt
Organism: Haemonchus placei
Lineage: Eukaryota; Metazoa; Nematoda; Chromadorea; Rhabditida; Trichostrongylidae
Source: the annotation of a GenBank genome assembly
AUGGCAGAACUGCCCAAUCUUGGACGACACUGUGGCCGCUUCCCUUUGCUACAACAAAUGAAUAAUUUUUUUCUAAUGUCUGAUUUUCAGAAUGUGCAAGUUCCCACCUGUCCGUUGUGCGACAAACCUGUACCUACCCCAAAAGGAGUUUCACCGGACAUUCAAGUAGACCAACAUAUUCAAAACAAUUGUGCUCAAGGUCCGAAAAAGAAAAUUUUCGCCAACAGGUGCACCGUGAAAGGAUGUAAAAAGAAGGAGCUUGUUCCAAUAACUUGUCCAUCUUGUCAUCAAAACUUUUGUCUUGGUCAUCGUCACGAGAAAGAUCACAACUGCUCUCAAACCAAAGGCAGUCCUCAAAUUUCUGAAGAUGAAGCUUUGGCAAGAGCCUUGGCAGCAUCUAUGGACGACGUCAAUAUCAGCCCCGAAGAGCGAGAUAGGAGGUUAGCCGAACAGUUGCAAGCUCAAGAAUAUGGGUUAGUCUUUACUUAA